Paramecium tetraurelia is the source of this 1212-nucleotide messenger RNA. RefSeq lists its product as uncharacterized. The transcript has 5 exons. Lineage: Eukaryota; Ciliophora; Oligohymenophorea; Peniculida; Parameciidae. The record is from RefSeq and is a predicted model, not a curated record.
AUGUCCUUUGAUGAUUCUGGCAUAGACUACAACUAUUUUAAGAUUCCUCCUGAUUUGGACAAAGCUUAUUUACACAGAUAAGCAUUUACAGUUCACAAAAUACCUCUUCCAAAUUCUUAAUAAUGUCUUUGUUGCAAUUUUUCAAAAGAUCAUAUAAAGUACAAUUUUUUUGAAGGCAGAAAAUAUUAUCAUCACCAUAGUUCACUAGGUGAAUAUUUUCAAUUGAUAUAGUAUUGCAUUUAUUAGCUAUUGAUUAUGGGUAUCUUUCUUGUCCCUUAUAGUUCUAUGAUUUAUAGUGAUGGAAAUUAAUGUGAGUAAGUAUCAGGUUGUGAUCCUAAUUCAAGUAAAGUUUAUUCAGUAUGGAAUCUGAUUCCUAAAUACUACUCUCUAAAUAAUCCAAAUUAUAGUUAUUUUGUACAUUUAACCUAUCUACUACUUUAAAUAGUCCAUUUUCUAUUUUUUUAUAAUCGAAAAACAACUAAAAGGAUGUAAACUUCUGCUACCUUCGAGUAUUUAAAAUAGACCUGCCUUUAUUUUCCUAAGACUAUCCAUUAAGAUAUAGUUGAAUUCAUGAAAUGUAAAUAACGAAACCUUUUUGUAUACAUAGCGUUUGAUUUAGAGAAAUAUGAAGAUGCUUUAUUUGAAAAGCUAAAGUUUGAAUAUUCCAAACAAUAUGAUAAGGAUGAUAAAUGGAAAAACAAAAUCUUGAUUAAAUCAUUUUAUGAUAAUGCUCUGUUAGAUGAAUUUGUAACUGGGAAGAUUGUAUUGAUGAAUCAUUUAAGUUUAUUCAAAACAGAGGUGUAUUAGAUUUGCCAAAUGUAUAAUUAAUAAGUUUAGGAGUAUAAAAAUUAAGACACUCAAAAGAAAUAUGUAGAAGCCUUGUGGUUUUUUUUCCUAAAUUUGAUAUUGUCAUAUUAUUUACCUAGAGUAUUAAUCACGAUGACAAUGUUUUUCAGGUUAAAAUUAUUAACAACUUACUUUCAGGGAGAUGAUCUUAAAAUACUCUAAAUCAUUAUAAAAGCCUCAUUUGGUAUUUCAUAAAUCCUAAUAUUAAAAUUAAGUGACUAUCUUUGUAGAAAUGGAUCAUCAAUGGUGCAUUAAUCUAUGCAAUUAUUUGUGCUUAUAGAUAUAGCUUUUUCGGGUCAUUUUACAGAAUGGACUGAUUGCUUUGAUCCAUUUGACUAUUCACAGAACUAAAUGCUUCCGGAUUGA